Zymoseptoria tritici IPO323 is the source of this 1434-nucleotide messenger RNA. RefSeq lists its product as uncharacterized. The transcript has 5 exons. Gene Ontology annotation, biological process: pantothenate import across plasma membrane. The record is from RefSeq and is a predicted model, not a curated record. NCBI's taxonomy places the organism in Eukaryota, Fungi, Ascomycota, Dothideomycetes, Mycosphaerellales, Mycosphaerellaceae. Bases 1 to 1434 code for a protein of 477 amino acids. Gene Ontology annotation, cellular component: plasma membrane. Gene Ontology annotation, molecular function: pantothenate transmembrane transporter activity.
AUGGGGUUUCUCUACAAGUGCCGUGUGGCAAUAUGGGGCGUACCGCCAGCAACCAAGGCCGAAUCAAGGCUGCUUCGAAAGCUAGAUGGGUUCAUUCUAUCGUAUGUGUGCUUGAUGUAUUGGGUCAACUACCUCGAUAGGGCCAAUCUGAACAAUGCCUAUGUCUCCGGCGCCCGCGAAGAUCUGAACUUCAGAGGAACUCAGCUAAAUCAAAUCAACACGAUAUUCUACGGAGGCUACCUACUCGGCCAAAUCCCCAACAAUCUCAUCCUGCAGAAGGUCCCGCCACGGAUCUGGUUGCCAUUGACCUGCUUCUGCUGGGGCAUGCUGACGCUCGGCACGGCCUUCGUGAGCCACCCAUGGCAGAUCAUGGUUAUCAGAUUCUUUCAGGGGUUCUUCGAGUCAAGCUGCUUCGUUGGUGUACAAUGGAUCUUAGGAUCGUGGUACAAACCCGACGAGAUCGGCAAGCGAACGGCCAUCUUCACCAGCUCGGGAUUGGCAGGGACGAUGUUCAGCGGGCUCAUGCAGGGUGCUAUCUUCAAGACUCUCAACGGAAAGGCGGGCUUAGAAGGAUGGCGAUGGCUCUUCGUCAUCGACUCCCUCAUCACUUUCCCGAUCGCCAUCUACGGCUUCCUCUUCUUCCCUGAUACUCCCUCCAGCACCACAGCUCCCUACUUGAGCCUAGCCGAACGCACGAUAGCUGUCGAGCGUCUCCCGGAAGUGAGCAAAGCUCGUGGUGUUCUCGGCUGGAGUCUCAUUCGCCGCGUUGUCCUCUCCUGGCACUGGUGGGGCUUCGUCUUACUCUGGAUCGCUGGCUCGAAUACGGAGAUGUACUCCUCAAACGCCAUCAUGCAACUAUGGCUAAGAAGCACCGGCGACUACACGAUCCCGCAAGUCAAACACAUCCCGACAUCCGUCAGUGGUAUGGGAAUCGUGGCGACGUUGCUCCUUGGCUGGUACAGCGACUACGGUUCACGACCGAGAUGGCACGUCAGCAUCCUGCUUUCUUUCACUGCCAUCAUCUCGGGCGCUUUGAUGCUUCGUCCACCGACUCCUGCCGCCAAGUUCGCAGCUCUUAUUCUCAACGGAUGCCAAUUCGCCGGCCAGACCGUCUCUUUCGCAUGGGCCAAUGAUCUGACGAGGAGAGACGACGCUAAGCGAUCAGUUGUACUCGCCAGCAUGAACAUGUUCUCUGUGGCAGUCUAUCUGUGGUGGAGUAUCGUGUUCUACAACACUACGCAGGGACCGGACUGGACGGAAGGCAACUGGGCCAUGAUUGGAAUGGGUAUCUUCUUGUUCGUCAUCACGAUCAUCUGCUACAUGUUGCAGCGAAGGCAGGAGACUCACGAGGCAGUGGAGGCCGAGCGAAUGAGAAACGAGGUUGGAGAAGACAGGAAGGUCCAUGAACCAGGCGUUAGUUACGUUGGCUCAUAG